AUGGAGUUCAUGUCUGUGACAAUGCAUUGGAUCAAGAUGAACUUUUGUACAAAGCAUUCAAGUACUUCGAUAAAGAUAAGAAAGGGUAAUUUAGAAAUCAAGGAAACGGUUUUUUCUCUACCCAAAAAUAAAGCUCCGGGACCAGACGGCUUUACAGUAGAGUUCUUUACAACGUCAUGGGAUUUGGUAGGCAGAGACCUGAUUGAGGCAGUCAAAUUCUUCUUUGUCAAUGGAUCUCUCUCAAGACAAGUUAACUCCACAGUGAUAUCCCUCAUACCAAAAAUUCCAGGAGCGUCAACUCUCUCUGACUUUCGUCCAAUUUCCUUAUGUAAUACAGUCUACAAGGUGAUUUCGAAAAUCCUGGCAUCUCGUUUAAAGCUUGUAACAGUCAAUGCGGUUCAGAGAAACCAAGUGGGAUUCGUUAAUGGGAGGUUACUGUGCGAGAACGUGUUGCUUGCUUCAGAGUUGGUAACUGAUUUUCAUAAGCCGGGACCGAUAACAAGAGGAUGUUUGCAAAUUGAUAUUACAAAGGCGUAUGAUAAUGUCAACUGGGAUUUCAUGGUUAAUAUUUUGGAAGCCCUUCAUCUUCCUCAAAAGUUCAUCUCAUGGAUCAGGUCUUGUAUUACUUCUCCCCACUACUCUGUUGCGCUUAAUGGGGAGCUUGUGGGUUUUUUCCCAGGAAAAAAAGGGUUGAGACAAGGUGAUCCUAUCUCAUCCUCUUUAUUUGUCUUGGCUAUGGAUGUUCUCUCCAAAUCUCUUGAUGAAGGAGCUUUAUCUGGACGUUUUGGACCUCAUCCGAUUUGCCUCGAUCCUCUCAUCACUCACCUAAGCUUUGCCGACGAUCUUCUGGUUUUCUUUGAUGGCAAGGAAGAGUCGUUGGAAGGAAUUGUGGAUAUUUUAAGAGACUUUCAGAAGAUUUCUGGUUUAACCCUGAGUCUGAGAAAAACUUCCCUUUUCCUUGAUGGAGCAGAUUUUCAAUUCACUCAGGACCUAGCUAAUAAGUUUGGUAUUCGACAAGGAUCCUUGCCGGUGAGAUAUUUGGGACUUCCUUUACUGCCUAAAAAGCUUUCUCUCCAAGACUGUCAGCCGCUUCUUGAUAGGGUGAAAUCCAGAAUCGGCUCUUGGAUGGUUAGACCUCUAUCUUUUGCCGGAAGAUUGCAGUUGAUUAAAUCGGUUUUGAAUGGGAUUAUCAAUUUCUGGGCAUCUGUUUUCCCUCUUCCAAAGAGGUGUAUGGAAGUUAUUGAGAAGAUGCUUAAUGCAUUUUUAUGGAGUGGAACUUCAAAUUCGGCAAAAGGAGCAAAGGUGUCGUGGGAAGCAGCUUGCUCGUCUAAGAAGUCAGGAGGGUUGGGUUUGAAAAGAUUAAUCCACGUGAAUCAAAUCUUUGGGCUUAAACUCAUUUGGAUGCUUUUUGUUGAACAAGGAUCGCUCUGGGUUGCUUGGAUCAGAGCCUGGGUAAUUAAACACAGAGACUUUUGGUCUUUUGAUUUCCGAGCUAUUGGAAGCUGGAUUUGGAGAAGACUAAUGAAGCUUCGGGAGUUAGCUCGCCCAUACCUUUUCUGUCAAGUGGUCUCAGGAAAGUCGGCCUUAUUUUGGAUUGAUGAUUGGACGAAUCUCGGCCCUUUAAUAGAAAUCACCGGAGCCAAUGGUCCGCGAAUAGUAGGUAUUCCGCGUUCUGCCACGGUUUCUCAAGCCUUAGCUAAUGGAGCUUGGUCCCUGCCUAGAGGGAGAAAUCCGAUUCUGGUUCUUUUGAGAAAUUGUCUCCCGCCUCCUCUGGUUCUUAGUGAAGAGGCCAUUCCGGAUAUUUACUUGUGGAAAAAUGAUCAAAAUUCGCCACCGGGGAAGUUUUCAAUGGCGAGAGCAUGGAAUUCACUUCACCCUUCUCCUCCCACGGUUUCUUGGUAUAAUUCAGUUUGGUUUAAAAACCAUAUUCCGAAACAUGCCUUUAUCUUUUGGCUGACUGUUCAGAACCGGCUAGUCACUAGGGAUAGGAUGAGAUCUUGGGGCUUGAGGGUACCAGAGGAAUGCCUCCUUUGCGGGUCAUCUAUUGAAUCAAGGGAUCAUCUCUUCUUCCGUUGCACUUAUUCCCAGACAGUGUGGAACUCUUUCUUCUCCCACGGGUCCUUAAUCCCUCCAACGGAUCUCGAUGGCACUAUCUCAUGGGUUUGUGCUUCUUUUAAUUCACCUAAUCUGAAGACUAUUUGCAAGCUUAUUGCACAAGCUGUGGUUUACUUCCUAUGGUCAGAGCGCAAUGUAAGACUUCAUUCUCCUUCCUCAAAGACCUCCCACACUUUGACGAAGGAAAUAAACCUUACAUUGCGAGCAAAGCUUGCGGGGCUUGACAGAGCAUUUCAAUUUACCUCUACGACUCCUUCUCUUCGCUCCAAUUCUAAUGAGAGUUUCCUUCACACUUGGUUUGAGUUUAUCCAGACAUCUUGA
Microthlaspi erraticum is the source of this 2436-nucleotide messenger RNA. NCBI's taxonomy places the organism in Eukaryota, Viridiplantae, Streptophyta, Magnoliopsida, Brassicales, Brassicaceae. The record is from the annotation of a GenBank genome assembly.